GCAGCUCAACUUAAGCGUGAGGAGAAGAGGUCCACCUAGAAAGAACAUUGGUUUCAGAAGAUCAGUCCUUGCCCAUUUCUCUGCCAUGGCUCAACCGUUUCUCUUCCUCCUCUUCCUCCUCAGCUUCUUCACUGGUUCCUUGGCCCAGUUCACGCUGACUCAACCACCUUCUGUGUCGGUAUCCUCAGGAGGAACAGUCAGGAUCACCUGUACCAGGGCAGGUGGUAGUUUUUCUGACCACUAUGUGUACUGGUAUCAGCAGAAACCUGGCUCUAAACCCCUAGCAGUGAUCAUUGAAGAUAGUGAGAGACCUUCUGGAAUCCCUGAGCGGUUUUCUGGUUCUGUUGAUCUUUCCUCUAAAACAGCCACCUUGUCCAUCUCUAACGUUCAACCAGAAGAUGAGGCUGACUAUUACUGUUUCUCUGGUGAAAAUAAUCAGUGCACACUCAAUUUAAGCAUGACUAGAAGAGGUCCACCUAGAAGGAACGUUGGUUUCAGAAGAUCAGUCCUUGCUCAUUUCUCUGCCAUGGCCCAACCGUUUCUUUUCCUCCUCUUCCUCCUCACCUUCUUCAGUGGUGCCUUGGCCCAGUUCACAAUGACUCAACCACCUUCUGUGUCAGUAUCCCCUGGAGGGACAGUCAGGAUCACCUGUACCAGGACAGGGGGUAGCUUUUCUGACUACUAUGUGAGCUGGUAUCAGCAGAAACCUGGCACUAAACCCCUAGCAGUGAUCUAUAAAGAUAGUGAGAGGCCGUCUGGAAUCCCUGAGCGGUUUUCGGAUUCUUACGAUUCUUCCUCCAAUUCGGCCACAUUGACCAUCUCCAACGUUCAACCAGAAGAUGAGGCUGACUAUUACUGUUUGACUUAUGAUGGCAAUAAUCAGUGCACAGUGAUUGCACUUGAUGGGGAACUGUGA
Messenger RNA from Thamnophis sirtalis, 916 nucleotides. The record is from RefSeq and is a predicted model, not a curated record. Lineage: Eukaryota; Metazoa; Chordata; Lepidosauria; Squamata; Natricidae.